Messenger RNA from Nasonia vitripennis (jewel wasp), 1925 nucleotides. RefSeq lists its product as uncharacterized. The coding region runs from base 344 to 1438 and encodes 364 amino acids. The record is from RefSeq and is a predicted model, not a curated record. The transcript is spliced from 7 exons. Lineage: Eukaryota; Metazoa; Arthropoda; Insecta; Hymenoptera; Pteromalidae.
AAACCCGAAUCCUCAGGAGAAUCCUCUUUCAGCCCACAAUCUGAGACUCAUCCUCGUCAGUAGCUCCCAAGCUCGCGAUCAGCGAUUCACAACGUGCGCGCGCUUAGCCAAUUCCAGAAGCAUACACACAGCGGCAAUUGUGGUGCCGAGCAGUAGCGCCGGUGGCGGCGAGCGUUAUAGUCUUGUUGCGCGUUCACCAAGUAGGAAAGAGACGGUGCGAGAGCAUAGCCGGUAACCCACGCAACAGGUGUGCGAGUGUGUUGAUACACGCUCGCGCUCGCGACGGGACGCCAGAGAGUAUAGCGCUGCGGAGGAGAGAGAGAAAAAGCCAGUUAACGCAAAGAUGUCGAGGCGCACGGUGUUGUUGGACAUGAGGCCGAGCGUUUGGUUGCUGCUGUUCGCCACGUUGGCAACCCUUGCAAGAGGCUUUCCCGCUCCCCAGGAGGACGAGGACUCGUCCGGUCCGCUGCCAUUCCUCCAGUUCACCAAGGGUGGAAUCAGAGUGAACUUCGGUGGUUAUCAUGCACAAGCUGGUCUGGGAGGUCUCCUCACAGGCAGGAGAGCGGAUGGUGGUCUGCACGCAAGCGCCGGUACACCCAAUGGCGCACACGCGAGCGCUGGUCUCGGCGGAAGUCUGAGCGAUGGACCUCUCGGCGGCCUUCACGCGCGAGCGGGACUGGGCAACGGCGGCCCGGAAGCCGAGGCAGGACUCGGCGGCACUUUGGCCGGGCCACGACCCCGCGGAGAAAUCUACGCCAACUCGUCCCCUGGUGCGGGAUUCGUCGCGAGCGAUAAGACCAACUACAUCGAGAAGACCGACGGUGUCGGCAAGAACAUCCAGGUGAUCGUCAGACCCAAGAAGGCCAGCGAACAGGAGGCCUCCGCGACUGCCGAUGCCACUGCUAAUGUCAACAGUGGCAUACCGGUCACUAGUUUAAAGGAACCAUCUUCUUCUUCUUCUACUUCUGCUUCUUCUUCUGGUGCAACCGCAAAUGCAGGAGCCUCUGCUACCGAUGGGUCCGGCAACGCGGCCGAGGACAAAAGGAGCCAGCUCCCGGCGCGCUUCUACUUUCAGAAGCGAGCGCGCGAGCGCGCCGGUGGCUAUAGUUCCCCAGCUUUAAGAGAGCCCAGCUCGACCACGACUCACAAUGCCAUUGCAGCGUCAGCUUCAGCUGGAGCGUCGUCUGAGAAAGAUACAACGUCGCCAGGAGAAAAGGGAUCGCAAGGAGCAACAGCGUCUCAACCACAGUCCCCAGGUGUAUUUGUACGAGCCACUGCCGCAGCAGAUGAUUCCCAGUCCGGAACUACAGCAACCGGUGGCGUAGGCGUAUUCAAGCGCAAAAGCAAGGGAUCGCUUUUCGAUGACAUUUUUAACAUCCCAAUCUCGGCAUUGAAUGCAGUUAAUCAGUUACUGAGGAAUCACGUCGGCAAGAAAUAAAGUAGUUAUCUGCGAUACCUUUUUUAUACGAACAAAGAAAUCAUUGUAUUUAUAAUUAUAAGUUACUCAUUGUAGAACUCUUAGUUAAGACAAAGGUUAGAUUUUUUUAAAUAGUCGCACAUAUUCUUUUGUGUUUCACAAAAAUUCAACAUUAAUACUCUUUUAUUCUCCUUUUGGCAUUCUUCAGGAGUGAUCGUAUAUUUUUUUUUGUACAUAGCACGUAAAUCGCGUGCUCAAAUGCAAAUUUGUAUAAAUUUAUGUAUGCCUGGUUGUACUCGUGAAGCUUCAUACAUUUACGCGACCUUCGCCUUUGCAACCAUCGCUUUUGUAUUUUGCGAGGUGGUUUUUAUUUAUUAAUACGGCGUGAAUUUAGAUAUUUAGUUUCGAAAAUUCUAUACCAAUGCUAUUAUUUUUGUACUUAAAUAAGUUAAUGCGAAUUAUUUUUUGUUAAUAUGUUGUCGAAAAUAAAAAUAUUUAAAAAAAUGAA